CCUAUCAAAGAAAGAAGAAGACUCAAAUAAAUAAUUACCUUACUCUAACUGCAGAAGUAAGCCAACUUUAUAAACAAGUUUUUAAAGAAAAAUGUUAUUUUUUGCUAUUAUAAUAAUUUGUUUUUUGCUAACGGUAGCAUCGGACAUUGUAAAGCUGCUACGGAUCUCAGCGCUGUUUACAAACCGUCAAUCUGAAAACACCGAACACCUGCAAGAGGAAUUAAAAAAGGCAAAGGCCGAACUGGACAAGGUAUUAAAUGCCACUGGACAAGAUCGUUAUGUAGCCGAAAUAAAGAGAAUGCGUGCAGAGGAUAAAGUGAAUGAGGCACUUCGAAAAAUCAAAGCCGAGCAACGAAAGGGUCAAUUGAAAACUGUGUCUUUCGAAAUAAUGCUGGGUUAUGGUUUCAAGGCUAUUCUUUAUAUUUCACUGGCAGUGAUAUCCUUCAGGAAUCGUUAUAAUCCCGUUUUGACAUUCAGUGAAGACAUAAGCCUGCAACCACUACAGGGUCUGCUAAGUUUUCCCACAGGCAUACCCAACGCUAUUUCGGUACCCAUUUGGGUUCUAUCAUGCAAUGUUACCUUCAGGUUAAUGUCGGGUCUGGUAAAACAGUAUUUACCAAGGAAGUAGAUAACUACUCCAAUAUUUGGAUGGACAAAACAUGAAAUGUUGAAUAUAAAUUUAAAUAGCUUUUAACAAAUAUAACUGUAUUUAUUUUCUUA
Molecule: messenger RNA, 720 nt
Organism: Musca domestica (house fly)
Lineage: Eukaryota; Metazoa; Arthropoda; Insecta; Diptera; Muscidae
Exons: 2
Coding region: 92-628 (178 amino acids)
Biological process (GO): tail-anchored membrane protein insertion into ER membrane
Source: RefSeq, a predicted model, not a curated record